AGUGUUGUUGUAUAAAGCGAUUAGAGGCAAUUGAACCAUUAUCUAAUAGAGUCAAAAUUAACUGUGGUUUUAAGUUGAAAGCAAAAUGAAAAAUAUAUUGUUAUUUCCGAUUUUUAUUGGGUCAAUUUUUAAUAUUAACCCAAUAGAUUCAGCAAAAAUUUUAGGAAUAUUCAACAUGCCUUCGUACAGUCAUUUUGUAUUGGGGGAAACACUUUUUAAAGAAUUAGCGAAGCAAGGACAUGAAGUAACGAUGAUGAGCGCUUUCCCUCAAAAAACACCAAUAAAGAAUUAUCGAGAUAUUUAUUUAGAAGAAGCCAGCAUUGCUUUUAAAGAACAUAUGAAAUCCGGAUUUGAUUUAUUAAAUUUUGGAAAAAUACCUUUUAUAGUAAAAUUAUUUUUUAUAUCAAGAAUGACAUUUAAUGUAAUGGAACAGUCCUUUGAAAAUAAAGACGUUCAAAACUUGAUAAAAUCCGACGAAAAAUUCGAUUUAAUAAUAAUCGAAGCAUUCCUAAACGAAGCAUUUUACGGGUUUGCUCAUAAAUUUAAAGCACCCGUAAUUUCUUUAGGAACGAGUGAUUCUUCAAUUUGGGUAAAUCGAUUAACAGCGAAUCCAUCGCCGAGUUCAUUCGUCGCCUCACCAAUGUUACCGUAUUCACCAGAAAUGAAUUUAUUUCAAAGAUUAAACAAUCUAAUAUCAGAAAUAACAGGAGAAUUAGUGUUUAAUUUAUUCUCAAAACCACAACAAAAUGCACUUAUGCAUAAAUACUUUCCAAACGCCCCACAUUUAGACGAUUUAGUUUAUAAUACAUCUUUUGUGUUGCUUAAUUCGCACCCGGCUCAAAGCGCUCCGGUUCCUUUGACACCAAACAUGAAACAAAUCGGGGGAUUUCACAUUAACCAUGAUAAUAAAUUACCUGAUGAUAUUAAAAAGUUUUUAGAUGAUUCUAAAGAAGGUGUUGUUUAUUUUGCUUUGGGGUCAAAUUUAAAAAGCGCUAGUUUACCAAAAGAAAAAUUAGAAGCGAUUUUAAAUGGGUUUAAAAAAUGGAAAAAACCGGUUUUGUGGAAGUUUGAAGAUGAAUCACUCCCGGGAAAACCCGAUAAUGUCAAAAUCUCCAAAUGGUUACCACAACCAGCGGUUUUAGCUCAUCCAAAUGUUAAAGUUUUUAUUAGCCAUGGUGGAAAAUUAAGUAUUUUAGAGGCUUCUUAUUUUGGCGUUCCAAUCAUUGGAAUUCCUAUUUUUGCCGAACAACCUUACAACGUCCAACAAAUUAACUACGCCGGAAAUGGAUUCAUCAUGGAAUUCGAAAGCAUCACGGAAGAUGUAAUUUAUAAUAAUUUGGUUGAAAUUACUUCAAAUCCAAAAUAUAAAAAUGAAGCUAAACUUCGUUCUGAAGCUAUGAGAAGUGGAAAAAUGACUGCACUGGAAGAAGCCGUUUAUUGGAUAGAGUACGUUAUAAAAUUUAAAGGAGCCGCUCAUUUAAGAAAUCAUGGAAUAAAUUUGAUGUGGUACGAAAAAUAUAUGUUGGAUGUUGCCUGUUUUGUUGGAUUAGUAUUUCUUGGAUUUGCUUGGUUAUUAAAAUGUUGCUGUAAGAAGUUUUGUAAAAAAUCUUGUAAUAAAUCAAAAAAGAAUCAGCCUAAAACAAAAACGCAAUAAAUUAAAAGUAUUAA
Molecule: messenger RNA, 1668 nt
Organism: Onthophagus taurus
Lineage: Eukaryota; Metazoa; Arthropoda; Insecta; Coleoptera; Scarabaeidae
Product: UDP-glucosyltransferase 2-like
Molecular function (GO): UDP-glycosyltransferase activity
Source: RefSeq, a predicted model, not a curated record